CAGCAUGAUAGCCAUUCCGACGGGGUGGCAGCUCUAGCCGGUCAAAAUGUAAACAAUAGCUUCAAGUUCUGGACGAGAUCAUGACCUACGUGAUUCUGGGCUCCGGUGGCCACACGGCCGAGAUGGGUCGUCUGACCCAGGCCCUGCUGCAGCAGGAGGAUGCCACGAAGGCGGCCAGCUACCAACCAAUUCGCUUCAUUCUGGCCAGCAGCGACUCCACCUCGGAGCAGCAUCUGCGCCAGCUUCUGCCGAAGCAGGCCACCAAGGCGGAGUUCAUCCAGGUGCCGCGCAGUCGCAGCGUGGGCCAGUCCUGGCUCAGCAGCAUCUUCACCACUCUGUGGGCCCUGCUCUGGAGCUGCUACCUAGUCUGGCGGGAUCGUCCGCAGUUGGUCCUCUGCAACGGUCCUGGCACCUGUGUUCCCUUCUGCUAUGCCGCCUUCCUGUGGCGCUGCAUGGGCCGCCUCCCCUCAAAGUCUAGAAUCGUGUUUGUGGAGAGUUUCUGCCGGGUGGAAUCCCUCUCUCUGAGUGGCCGGCUGCUCCUGCCGCUGGCGGAUCUCUUUGUGGUCCACUGGCCGUCGCUGGCCACCCGCUACUCCCACAAGAGCAACCUGCGCUACUUUGGCCGCAUUUUGUAAUUAAAUAAAUAAUCGUUUCCAUUUUUUAAAUGCA
Drosophila ananassae is the source of this 669-nucleotide messenger RNA. It is a transcript of the gene Alg14, whose product is annotated as UDP-N-acetylglucosamine transferase subunit ALG14 homolog. The transcript has a single exon. Gene Ontology annotation, biological process: dolichol-linked oligosaccharide biosynthetic process. NCBI's taxonomy places the organism in Eukaryota, Metazoa, Arthropoda, Insecta, Diptera, Drosophilidae. The coding region runs from base 81 to 635 and encodes 184 amino acids. Gene Ontology annotation, cellular component: UDP-N-acetylglucosamine transferase complex. The record is from RefSeq and is a predicted model, not a curated record.